GCAGGAUUAUCAAGUAGACUACAGUUCAUCAAUAUUAUUGCAAAUCUGUUUUGGUUUAUCAACGGCUUUGGGGUGCGCUACCUGGGGAAUUAUUACUAUUAGGCCAUCCACUUACUGCUUUAUAUCCAGGCAAUAUCUUUGCCAAGGGGCUCUCAUCGGAGUUGCAAUAGCUCAAAUAGUGCUUAGCUCCGUUCAAAGCUAUUACGGAUUUGUGAUUGCAUCCGGAUUAUAUGGGGCUUCGCUUGGUGCUACGCUAUAUUCGUUUAAGAUGUUGGCUCUUGAGAGAUUCAGAUUACGACAAUUUGCAAAAUCUUGGGCACUAGUAGAAGCUGCAGAAGCUCUGUCAAUUCUUUUUGGAGUUCCUCUUACUGGUUACAUAAACUCGAAAAAUCCAAAAAUUGGCUACUAUGCUUGCAGUUUGAGUUCAUUAUGUGGUGCUGCCCUACUUUUUCUUGUGGGCUCGAAUAGACGUAAAGCCUGUUCUCCAGUAAUUUUUACCGCUACAAGAAGUAGAUCUUUAGGAUCGUUAUCUUGCGCUUGUCCAACAAUUAAUAUGAAACCUGUAGCAUAUAAUAUUUCUCGUCUGGUGAAAUCUCAGUCAUUGCAUAUACCACUCAUUAGAGAUGAAAAUCAAUAUUCAUUAUUAUUGAUGUCAAUAAAUCAGAAAUCUUAUACCAACCGUACAAGAAACUUUGAGCGAAAAAACGUUUACAAUACGAAACCACAUCAGUUUAAUAAACAAAAGCUUGAUUCUAUAUAA
Messenger RNA from Ceratosolen solmsi marchali, 760 nucleotides. RefSeq lists its product as uncharacterized. Lineage: Eukaryota; Metazoa; Arthropoda; Insecta; Hymenoptera; Agaonidae. The coding region runs from base 269 to 760 and encodes 163 amino acids. The record is from RefSeq and is a predicted model, not a curated record. The transcript is spliced from 4 exons.